GACUAGCCUUGACCUCAUUUCCACCCAUCUGUUGGACUUGAGAGGUCAGGCUGAGACAGGCAGGAGUGACCACAUACCUGGGGAAUUCGGCACAGAAUGCUGGGGAUAGGCGGCAAGAACCCCCUGCUUUUGAGGGACAACACAGUAAAGGCUAAAUCAUUGCCUCAUCCCAAGUAUCUGGGUGCUCGGAAAUGUUCUACUGAGCUGGGUGGCAGCCUACUCAGUUCAAACCUUCUGGACAUAAGCAACCACUACUUUGUUUUUCCUUAGACUCAAGUCUGCACCCUCCCCCAGGCUGCUGGCAUAUUUAAUUGGUCUCUAGAGAAGUCUUGACUAAGAUUCAGGUCCCCAGGAAAGCAAGAGGACAGGCCCAGGCCUGGAGGAGGGUUGUGUGUGACCCUGGAUAGUGGAGGAGUAGGGUUGUGUGUGGCCCUGAAGAGUGGGGUUGGCGUCCAGCAGCUAAAGCGUCCGUUCCUGCGUCAGGACGCACGGACAGGCAGUGCCUAAGGGAGUGGCCUUGAAUCUGUGCAGCUGGACCACCGCAUCUCUAGAUGCCAAGAACCGGCCAAGACCUUAGUCCCGCCCCGCUUUGGGAAGCCAACAGAGCGCAAGAUCCCCACCACUUCCGGCCAGGGCCGAAAAUGUCUAGGACACUGGUUGGCGCUCGCAGUGCGUAGUGACGCACUUCCUCCCUGUGACGGACCCGGCCCAGGAGCCUUCCGACAGGCGGCGCUGGAGGCCUCAACCCUUUGCGAUUGGCAGUUAACCCUGUAGUAUUGUGGGAAUCAUGGCUUUUGGCUCCGCCUUUUCCUCUUUCGUAAUUUCCUGUCAGAUAUCCGUGUCUGCUCAAGUCUUCAGGAUUGCGCAGACGUGAAGUGUACACGUCCCGACAGGCAUUAGGCAGUGUCCCAUUGCUUUCUGGUAGUUGUAGUCCAUAGGCGCUAAAGCACCCAGUAUUCAGACAGCCGGAAACUCGGUUUCCCAGGAAGCCGUGCGAGAGUGGGCGGAGACCGCGGCCCGAAUCCCGGGGAACCGGCGGGACGCUCCGGGAAAGGCGGCAGGGUAUUCAAGCGUGCAUGGACGCUGGGACGCUCCACAUCUUUGCGCACAAGGAUAUAUUUUAGCCACCCAGCUUCGCGAGGUCUCCGCCCGCCUGCGUGAUCAAGCCAGCGCCUGGCUGUGGGACGGGUCCCAGGUCCGCAUGGAGGAGCCAGAGGCUGGCUUGGAGGCUGAGGAACCCACCGAGGAUGACACCCUACCUUCUGACACCGUCUCCCUCAGCGACUCGGACUCGGACCUCAGCUUACCUAGUGGUGCGGAGGUGCAAGUAUUGUCCCCGGAGAGGCUUUCCGGGGAAGGCCAGGAGGAUUCUGACCCUGAUGACCCUCCCUCGCCCCCCACGGGCGUCCCCACCACCGCAGUGCAGCCGUUCCACCUUCGAGACAUGAGCUCUACCUUCUCCCAGCGCAGCCACAGCAUCUUUGAUUGCCUGGAGAGUGCAGCCCGGCAGACACCGCACUCUGCACCCCAAACCAGUGUGAGUGACAAUGGCAGCUUCAAGCGGCCUUUGGUUCCCCCAAGUCAGACUCCAGCAGGCAGCCUGAGCAGAAUGCGUGGGAGCACUGGUCCGACCAGGGUACUCCCUGUCCCUGAUUAUGUGUCACACCCUGAGCGUUGGACCAAGUACAGUCUGGAAGAUGUGGCUGAAACCAGUGAGCAGAGCAAUCGUGAUGCUGCCCUGGCCUUCCUGAGUUCUCACAGCAGGGCAUCCUCCACAGAGUAUGUCCCCUCCUUCAACCAGGACCCCUCUAGCUGUGGGGAGGGGAGAGUGGUCUUCACCAAACCAGUUCGAGGCACUGAGACUAGGACUGAGAGAAAGAGGGUCCUAAAGAAGGGGUGUGUGUCAGGUGCUGGUGGUGAGGCCUCUGUUGAGCUAGCCCAUCUGGCUGGGCCUGAAGGUGAGGAGUGGGGUGGCCACCAGGGACUGCCAGGGGUGGCAAUAACUUCCGAAGCUGCUCAUGCUGGGUCCUCAUCAGACCUCACAGGGAUGGAGGCUGUUGGUUUCCACAGUAGCAAGAAGCGGAGUAGAGACCACUUCCGGAACAGGGACAGUAACCCAGAGGGGCCAGAGUCAGAGAGAGGCCCCUCAGUUUAAGUGCAGUGCCAUCACUCCCACCUCACCUGCCCAGUCUGGGGAGCUGUGGGCUAUCUGUAGGAGGGGAUGUGUGCAGCAGCUUUGGCUGGGGCUGGGAAUUGUGAGUCAGGGGACCUUGGAGGACCUUGUGCCCCAGUGUCUUGGGGUGAAUAAUAAAGGUUUGGAGUAUUUGAA
Messenger RNA from Meriones unguiculatus (Mongolian gerbil), 2329 nucleotides. RefSeq names its product tumor suppressing subtransferable candidate 4 (gene Tssc4). The coding region runs from base 1202 to 2155 and encodes 317 amino acids. Lineage: Eukaryota; Metazoa; Chordata; Mammalia; Rodentia; Muridae. The record is from RefSeq and is a predicted model, not a curated record. The transcript is spliced from 3 exons.